AUGACCCAAGAGGAAAUGGCUGUGACCUACCAGUGGGUCGGUCCCCAUCCGCCAUAUGUGAAACACUGUCCCAAAGUGUUUGGUCAUCUUGGGGUUCUUUAUGUGUGGUGAGGGUUGUCUUUAGAAAAGGAAUGUGUAUAUACAUCUAAGACAGUCCAGUGUUCUCUAGACAGAAGAGUAAAGCUUGUCUGUCUGUUGUUGUUCCAGGAGCCUGCUGUGACGACAGAGCCACCAUGGGUCGCACAGAAAUAACCUGCAGUUGGAAGAAAGUCACCAACAACAUCAGAGAUGUGUUCGAAUUCAAACAAGCGCUGGGAUCGUAAGUACUUUGUCUGUUAAGAUUAAAUCCUGGAAGUUUUUCCUGGCCAGGUCACAGUGAUUUAAACCAGCCCUUUAUGAUAAAAGGGACAAUUAAUUCAAACCUUUGUCUAGGUUUUAAUUUCAGAUUAACUCUGUGCGUCAAGCCAUUACUGUGUUUUGCAUGUAUAACUCAAAGCACUUUUACUUUGAGGAUAACUCACCUCAUCCGAUGUGUAGCACCCACCUGGGUGAUGCAAGGCAGCCAUUUUGUGCUUGGUUGUUUUCACUGUCCUUUGUUGCUGAGUAGUGGCUCUUGUUAGCUUCUUAUCUCCGACUAAAGAGCCAUUAUUACAGGAUUGAGUGCAUCUUCAGGAUAUCUACUUUACCUGUUCCCAGAGAAGGAUCCUAGUUAGGCACUAUAAUCCUGGAAAGUCCUACCCAGAUAAGAGUAUUAGGACCCGGGUCAGGGCAGGUCAUCUUUAUCAAGGGAACACUUGGCGCUCACAUAAUACAGUCUCUCUCACCUUAAAGAUGGACCCUUUGUUAGAGAGUUUUGAGUUUGAAUGAGGUAGCAACAGUAACCAAAAGGGGACAGGACAUGGCACAUUUGGGGAAAAUGGUUGACCAAUAGUUGCCCAAUGUGUAACGUGAUUUCAUGUGUACAUACAUUUAUGAUCGUGUGAGUGUAGGCAUGUGGGUCUGUGCACAUGUGCGCUAGUGUGGUUGUGUACAUGUGUGCAUGUGUGGGUGUAUGCGUGUAUGCGUGUUUGUAGGUCUAUGUACAGUAGGUCUAUGCAUAGUACAGUAUAUGAGAGCUUUAUGAAAGGAGUUGUUCUAUGUGAAAUCGAAUAGAAAGGUUUUAUUGCCCACACAAUGCUGAAAACUGCAGAGUGAGAGAGGUCUGUCUGUUGCCCCUGGCCUACCUGUUGCCUGAGCCUCCUGCUCACCUCCUCAGCCUCUCCUCAAGCAGCUUACAGCAUAAUAUAUGAGAAGGCUGAGGUUGAGAGAAAUGUGAGCCAGGCAGGUGAGCAAUGAUGUCAUUACAGAGCGGGCACAGCCUAUCACUGCUCAAUUAUAGGAUUAAGGGCCUGGCAUUGUGUGUUGAGUGUGCAUUUGCACAUGAGGUGAGGUGUGAGGGAAUGAGUGUGACUGUGUGCCUGCAUGCCUGUGUGAGUUUGACUAUCUUUAUAUGUGUGUGUUCAUCAGAGCUGGGUUCAAAUAGUAUGCUUUCUUUCAAAUACUUUGAGUGUGAUUGAGUCUGCCAGGAAUGCCAGAUGAGAGGCAUUUGCACUUUUAGAACCAAUCUAUUUUUGCACUUUUGGAACUUUUCUAUUGGUCCCAUUUCGCCAGGAAGUGAAGUAGCAAGCCCAAUCAAAGUGUUUGAAAGAAAACAAAUACUGCAGUAUUUGAACCCAGGCCUGGUGGACAUUGUCUCUCUUUGUCUCCGUCUGUAUGUCUGUCUCUCCCAGAAAUGAUGUCUUUGGACACAGAGCACACUUAUUGCAUCAGUAUCACAGGUGUUGGAAUAUGAGUGUCUGCCAAACAGAAGAUUACCCACACCUUGGUCUCCCUCAAACAGGGCUGUCAGCAGAUGGAGGUUGGAUCCAUUUAUGAGGUUUAGGAUCCUCUCGGCUCCCUCCCACACAUGAACACUUCUCUCCUGAUGUCAUGUUACGUCUGGGGUGUUUGUUGGGUCUGACAAAGAAAACACCCACCCACAGUCUUCUCAGGGUUCAUCCAGGGUUGACUGUGCAAGAUCAGACAGAGACAAGCAGACACAAUGAACACACUAGGACCACAAUGAUUGUGUUUUUUAUUCUCUUGGAGCCGCCUACUACUUUUCAUUAUCUAAUCAAUUAAAUCAAGUAAUCAAUCAAUCAUCUCAGGGGUCUCUUCUCUGGGCCUCCUGUCCCGAGCUUCAGGCUGGGCAAUGGAAAAGGCUUGAGUACUAAUCCUCCUGUAUUGCCCUGCUUCUAUUCACAGGCCUCAGGAGCACAGGCCAUACCUGAUCCUCUAUGGCUGCGUUUAGACCGGCAGCCCAAUUCUGAUAUUUUUUUCAUGAAUUGAUCAUUUGACCAAUCAGAUCAGCUCUGAAAAAGAUCUGACGUGAUUGGUCAAAAUACCAAUUAGUGGGAAAAAGAUUAGAAUAGAGCUGCCGGUCUAAACACACCCUUCCCAGGCCACACUGGUCUCGUGCCUAGCCAUGUGCAGCUAUGAGCCAGGAGAGUGAGGCUGGGUGGUGGUGACUCCACCUACAGCACUGUAGCCUUCCAAAGUGUGUACGAGAGCUUCCGCCAUCUUGGUUACACCUAUCCAAUUAUCUGUGGAUAGGGGUACAUUUUUCUGGGUUGUUUUCGAGCUAUUAUUUCAUUGGAUUAGAGCACAGGUGUUAAAGUCAUUCAUUCGAGGGCCGAGUGUCUGCGGGUUUUCGCUCCUCCUUUGAACUUGAUUGAUCAAUUACGGUCAUUAAUUAGUUAGGAACUCCCCUCACCUGGUUGUCUAGGUCUUAAUUGGGCACAAAUUGAACAGAAAUAACAAAAACCAGCAGACACUCAGCCCUCCAUGGAAUGAGUUUGACACCCCUGGAAUAGAGACUAGAAUCGUUCCUGUAGUUAACCCCAGAAAUCCGCAAAUGUAUGGAACCUAAAGAUUCAAAGGUUAAUUGACCAAAGAGCUUAAACCCAUGGGUUGGAAAAUGGACAUUGCCUUAUAACCAUUUCUCUGUCUGUGUGUGUAGGGGUUCGUUCUCCGAGGUGUAUUUGGUGAGAGAAAAGAAGACUGGAAACCUCUACGCCCUAAAGUGUCUGAAGAAAAAACACCUCAGCUGUAGUAAACUAGAGAACGAGAUCACUGUGCUGAAGAAGUGAGUACACACAUACACUCUCUCACACCUUGAAUGAACAACAUCCCAAAUCUCUCCCUCUUCCUCUCAGGAUAAGGCAUGACAAUGUGAUUGGAUUGGAAGACUUCUAUGAAACUCGGACACACUACUACCUUGUCAUGCAGCUGUGAGUAGGAACCAUUUUCUACAUAUUCUAAAUGCAGUUAUUAACAUACAGAGAAAUGUUACUGUUUUAGAAAACCGGCUGUAUUAGUAGGGUCUAAUGAAGAUUUUAAAGGCUGUUGAUUCUGAUGAUGGUGAAUAUAGUGGUGGAGAUUCUGAUGUGUAUGUUCUUUCCUAGGGUGUCUGGUGGGGAGCUGUUUGACCGUAUCAUAGAUCGGGGGGUGUACACGGAGAAGGAUGCCAGCCAGCUGGUCCACCAAGUACUGGAGGCUGUCAACUACCUUCAUGAGAACAGCAUAGUGCACAGGGAUCUCAAGGUACGUUACACACAGUCAAAAAGUAAAUAAACACACUUAAUAUACAAUAUGCCAAACAUAUUUUACACACACAGUACUAUUAUAUACUAUGUUGGGAGAAUAGUUUCUCUGCCGGUUGUUGACCCUCUCUCCCUCGGUGAGUGCAGCCAGAGAACCUGCUGUACUUCAACUCAGAUGAGAACUCCAAGAUCAUGAUCAGUGACUUCGGCCUGUCCAAGAUGUCCGACCACGGAGUGAUGUCCACGGCCUGCGGCACGCCAGGAUAUGUUGGUGUGUGUGUGCGUGCGGCAACCGUGUGUUAGUUGGUUGGUCAUUGAAAUAGUGUAAAGCUUCAUUGCACAGAUUUAGCGGAUUAGCAUGGUAUCUAAUCCUGUGUAUAUUUGACCUUCUACAGCCCCUGAAGUUCUGGCUCAGAAACCCUACAAUAAGGCAGUGGACUGCUGGUCCAUAGGAGUCAUCACAUACAUCCUGUGAGAACCUAUCUAGGACUUCUAGAUCUAUAUCCGCCAGCACCUCUUCUCAACCCUUUCAUAGUAUUAGGAUGACUGCAUUGUGAGAUGGUAUUUCUAUAUAACGUUUGGGGAAAGUUAUUGUAAUAACUCUGUGAUAACCAUGUUCCCUCUGUUUGUAACAGGCUGUGCGGCUACCCUCCGUUCUUUGAGGACAACGAGACACGUCUGUUCUCUAAGAUCAUGAGGGCCGACUACGCUUUCCACUCGCCCUUCUGGGAUAACAUCUCAGAGUCAGGUAAGACCUACCACCACCCCUACAACAAGGGUAUUAACACAGAACGACUAUCAUAACUACAUAGUAAAUAUAUUCAUAAGUAAUCAGUGCUAGAAUACCUUUUUACUGUAUAUGCUGAAAGUUCCAUGUCAGUUGUUGACGAUUGUCUGUCUCCGUUUCCAUAGCAAAGGACUUCAUCCGGAACAUGAUGCAGAAGCACCCUAAGAAACGCUUCAGCACAGAACAGGCCCUCAGACACCCCUGGUGAGUCACAAACAGAUCCAGGAUAUGCCCAUCCUCCCCUCAUCUUACUAUAACCAUUAGAGGGGGCAAAUACAAAACUGAUCUAAGAUUAGUGUCUGGGUAUCCCACUUUCUUGUUUAUUCCUAGAUCCUGGUGGCCCUAACAAUGUCAUUUCCUGUUGCAGGAUCAUUGGGAAGACAGCGAGGGAUCAGGACAUCUAUGAAUCAGUCAGCAUUCAGAUCCAGAGGAACUUUGCCAAGUCCAAAUGGAGGGUGAGCAACAUGUCAUAGGGCUACAUACAAUAUGCUAUCAUACAUGCAUACAUUAUUAUUAUUAAAACAUGAUUAUUUAUACAAAUAUAUCAAUCAUAGUAUUCCUGUGUGUUUGUUACAGCAAGCCUUCAACGCCACAGCAGCCAUCAACCACAUGAAGAAGCUGCAGUUGGCCCACGCCGACCCUGACGCCCCUCUCCCUCCUAUCCCCGCCAUCAACCCCUGCAACUCCCAGAAUCCUCAGCAGGGCGUCAACAACAUCACCGCCAAGGACGUCGACACUAACCUCCCAAUCCCAGUGUGUCACGUGACCCCUCCAGAGGCGCAGUGCCGUUGCCUGCGAGCCAGUCAUAGUGAGCCCAGGCACGCGCCGGUCGUUAUGGAGACGUGUAACGCGGAGAAUUGCUCCUCAUUCGCAGCAGCUAAAAGGUGAGUCCGAGUGGACUGAGGGGAGGGGAAUAUACACUACCGUUCAAAAGUUUGGGAUCACUUAGAAAUGUCCUUGUUUUUGAAAGAAAAGCAAUUUCUGUCCAUUAAAAUAACAUAAAAUUGAUCAGAAAUACAGUGUAGACAUUGUAAAUGGCUAUUGUAGCUGGCUAUUGUAUUUGUCCUCUUGCUCAGUUGUGCACCGGGGCCUCCCACUCUUUCUAUUCUGGUUAGAGCCAGUUUGCGCUGUUCUGUGAAGGGAGUAGUACACAGCGUUGUACGAGAUCUUCAGUUUCCUGGCAAUUUCUCGCAUGGAAUAGCCUUCAUUUCUCAGAACAAGAAUAGACUGACGAGUUUCAGAAGAAAGUUAUUUGUUUCUGCCUUUUUUGAGCCUGUAAUCGAACCCACAAUUGCUGCUGCUCCAGAUACUCAACUAGUCUCAAGAAGGCCAGUUUUAUUGCUUCUUUAAUCAGCACAACAGUUUUCAGCUGUGCUAACAUAAUUGCAAAAGGGUUUUCUAAUGAUCAAUUAGCCUUUUAAAAUGAUAAACUUGGAUUAGCAAACACAACGUGCCAUUGGAACACAGGACUGAUGGUUGCUGAUAAUUGGCCUAUGUAGAUAUUCCAUAGAAAAUCUGCAGUUUCCAGCUACAAUAGCCAUUUAUAACAUAAACAAUGUCUACACUGUAUUUCUGAUCAAUUUGUUAUUUUAAUGGACAAGAAUUGCUUUUCUUUUGAAAACAAGAAUUUAAGUGACCCCAAACUGUUGAACGGUAGUGUAUGUCAUUCAGGGGGGGGGGGGGGGGGGUUGAGCUAUGUCCAAUGUUUAAAAUCUGUGAUUCGUAAGGCUCUGCUUUUUGCUGUCUGUUUCAGCUGUGAUACCAUUGACAGGGCGACCAAUAGGAAUGGGCACACCGUGCAGACUGGGGUGUGUUCUGUUAUGUGAUUGCUUGACCUAAGGAUCAAUUCAAUGGCUUAAAGGUAAAUUGGUCUCACAUACACAAUGCGCAUUUGCUUGUAAGUUGCUCUGGAUAAGAG
This is a messenger RNA of Coregonus sp. 'balchen', 6325 nucleotides long. Lineage: Eukaryota; Metazoa; Chordata; Actinopteri; Salmoniformes; Salmonidae. The record is from the annotation of a GenBank genome assembly.